GGUGAUGGCAGAGAGAGCGGGCCGCUGAUGACAUGCUUGGCAGGAGGCAUCCAUUGGGUUAGAACCGUGAUGUCAUAAUGCCGGUGGCUGACAUCAGGCAAGGAGGUGCAGCUCCGAGGCGCCAUGCUGGAGCUGAGAUGGCUGCUUAUCUGGGGUCCCGCCUGUGGAGGCAUCAUACCAUGCACCAGGAGAAGGAAGCCAAGGAAGUAGAGCUGAAGAUCAACUGCAGAGACAUCAUAUGCGUCCAGGAUAACUGGGAUGUGGAGGAGUUUGUCUCAAAGGUGUGCAUGGGCAGGUUUCUCAAUCAUCCCGCCUUUAAAAUCAUGCUCGCUGCACUCAUCAUCAGCAACGCGCUCAUCAUCGCUAGCCGGACGGAGCCGGAGGUCGAAGAGAAAUACUAUGGGUUGUUCUCUGCUAUAGAUAACAUUGUCCUGACUGUCCUUACCUGUGAAGUGCUUCUCAACUGGUACUAUGGAUUCCAGAUGUACUGGAAGGAUGGCUGGAACGUCAUCAAUUUUUUUAUCGUGGCGUAUCUCUGUGUGGGGCCUUUCAUCUCUGUGCUGAACAACCAAAAGAUUUUCUGGGUCCUCAGGGUGAUGAGGCUGAUGCAUGUCUGCACGCUGGUCAAGGGGCUGGCCAGGAUCAUCCGGGUGAUCCUACAGUCCAUCCCAGACAUGACCAACAUCAUGGUCCUGCUCUUUGCCAUCAUGCUGGUCUUCUCAGUGUUUGGAGUGACUCUCUUUGGAAAUCUGGUCCCGAUGCACUUUGGAAAUCUAGGGGCGGCUUUGUAUUCGCUCUUCACCUGCCUCACGCAGGACGGAUGGAUGAACAUAUACGAGACCUUUGUGGAAGAGGGGAUCGCCCUGAAAAUAGGGGGUGCCCUUUACUUUUUCAUCUUCAUCACGGGCGGGGCCUUUAUCUGCACCAACCUGCUGGUGGCCGUGGUGACGUCAAAUCUUGAGCAGACAAUGCUCGCCUACGCCGAGGAGAAGAAGAAAAGAGACCAGCUCCUCUACCCCGACAAGUAUGUGGACCAGGAGUCCAAUGUUGGGGAUGACGACUCAUCUCCGGAGCUGAACCUGGUGCAUUUGAAAGCAGUGAUGCAGGAUACCGCCAUGACACAUCGCCAGAUGCCACUUAUCUACGGCAACCUGGGCAACCUGACUGAAGCUACCUGUGAUGAUUUCUGUCUCAUCUUGGAAGGGAUCCAAGAGAACCUGAAACGAUACAAAGAGAUCCGGGAUGAGCUUAGCACAAUAGUCAAGGAGGUAAGGUCCAUUGCAUUCAAUAAAGAACAGGAGGAGGAGAGGGUGCUGAGAAACAUCCAGAACACCAACAUCUCUGAUGGCCUGCUUUGCAACGAGGUGGCUGCUGGGAGGUCUGGAGAUAUCCUGUCCACGCUGAUGACUCUGGAGAAGGCGAACAUGAUUGACGCAGAGGAUGUCACGGCAUCAGGGUACCACAGGGGGGCAGUGAAGAUGGCCUUCCUGAAAGCUCGGCGCCAUUCUCUUCUCAGCCAGUCAGUCCCUCCUUAGCCGUGCUGGAGUGGGACCACAGAGCUGGGAGUGGGAAUCGCCCCCCGGACCGUGCAACCGAGGAGCUGUUAGUGGAGCUGCGGCGUAAAUGCUUCCUUUGUAACAAGGGGGGAUUUAUUUGCUUUGCUGAGGAGACGCUUCUGUCUUUGGGAUGCCGAGGAGCGAGUGUGGACAAGGGGUCAGCGCUCCAAGGAGCAUGCAUCAUGAAAUACCAGCUUCUAGGUGGGCAAAGCCAGACCUGGAGGAGUGGCAGGAGAUUGGAUUAAUGCCAGGUCUGUCAGGUUUGCUGAGUCCAUUUGGAUGACUUUGAUCUGGCCUGGAGUGUCUCUUGGAUGGAGACCAUGUCCAGAGUAUUCAUGGUCUGGUGCCUCCAAAGCACAAAGCAAAGAACAUCAGGGAGAGAAAAGUUGCUGCAGAGCCCGUGCCUGUGGUCAGAGCAUCGGCUCCCACCCUCUUUCCCAGAGCACCUGGGCAUGUGUCUGUGUAAGUCUCUGGGGAAUUCACCUUUGGGUACCUUUGUAUAGGUGAGAACAGAGCCCUCCAGGUGGUAAGAGCAGGGAUGCAGGAUGAAGCAUUGGGUGUUCAUGCUUGUGCCUGUAAAAGGGGGCUUCUCUUGCAGCAUCAGGAGCGGACGCAAUGUCUAAAUCUGGGAAAUGUGUGGUGGAGCAGAAGAUGUAUCCAUCCCGUUGUCCUGGCUGAUGUCUCCUUGAGACUCUACCGACAGGCAGCUACAGGGAAGUCCAGGGCUAGUUUGCGCAGGCCCUGCCCUGUGCAGUGAGUGGAAAAGGGCUGAUGAAAUUAUUUUCCACUUUUAAUACCCACUAUCAAGUUCUGGACCAUGUUCCCUGCCUUGGCUGCUCAUGAUGGUGAAUGACACAACCCAGUGAGGUGCUGACAUGUCUCCUGGAUGGGAUUGUUUGACUUUCCAAAGCCAGGAGGUGCUCCGUCUCACAUCUGCAUUUCCCACCCAGUGCUCUGCAAACUCCAGGCGCAGAAGGAGAUUGCUCUGCUUCAGCUGUGUCUGCCCCUAUGUUCGCUGGACUGGAUGCACUCUAGCACUCAUGUAGCCAUGCAUUAAAAUGAGCAGUGUCUGGGGAAAGUAGCUGGUGCCAGCAUAUUUGAGACUAAUACUUGUCAAGAAAUGCAUGGCUCGUGUCGAUCAGCUGUGAUGCUUGUGCUGGUCUUGGAUGAAUGAUCAUAAUAAAGAGCAUUGAGCUGUGUUUCUGUGGCCGUUAUGUUCCCGUUUCACCUUGUUCAGUGUUUUGAGUCUAAAGGAGUCUACCCUGUGACUGCAGUGUAUGUGUGACAUUCUGUACCUUGGGGGAGCAUCCUGUAACCCCCAUAUUCCUCAUUUUUAUAUAAUUGUGAUCUUCGUAUAAAGCAGGCCACGUGAGGUAUCAGCGUAAAGGCUUUGAUCUGCUGAAAAUAAUUUCUCUAUCCAUAUAUGUGUAUCAUUAAUGCAUAUGAAGUUAUGAGAAUUGUGUUGGAUGGUUUUCACUAAAACAUGCUGUAAGUUGGGUAAGCAGCCAGAUAUUAGCUCCCCAGAGGCAACAGCAAGGGAAGUAACCAACACCCGGGCAGGGUGACAAACAACCCAUCGACAACCAUUGUCCACCAAGGGAGCUACAAUUCAAUGACCCACCUACAUGAGGCCACACCAGGGGAACUGCUCAGCCU
This is a messenger RNA of Chelonia mydas (Green sea turtle), 3212 nucleotides long. It is a transcript of the gene CATSPER4, whose product is annotated as cation channel sperm associated 4. Bases 78 to 1535 code for a protein of 485 amino acids. Gene Ontology annotation, molecular function: voltage-gated calcium channel activity; calcium-activated cation channel activity. The record is from RefSeq and is a predicted model, not a curated record. Gene Ontology annotation, biological process: transmembrane transport; sperm capacitation; sodium ion transport. The transcript has 11 exons. NCBI's taxonomy places the organism in Eukaryota, Metazoa, Chordata, Testudines, Cheloniidae. Gene Ontology annotation, cellular component: membrane; CatSper complex; sperm principal piece.